AUGUUUUUGACAUUUGCUAUGUUUGAUGUCUUUGUGCCUAUUAUGGGUUGAGCUGGGACACAAACACCCCCAGAUGUCUUUAUAAGUGUCCUGUGUGCCUUUGGUGUUGUGCUGUUGACUUCUUAUAUGGUUAGCACUGAGUAUGUUCUGGGAAACCUCAAGCUUCCAGCCAUAUUUCUUCUGUUUGUUACCACUGUAGGAAUGGUUAUAUCGCUCUCAGGACUGUCAUUUCCUUACUCAGCCAUCAAUCAGUGCACUAAAAGGGUGUUCUUUCAGCACACAUCAAGAACAUUUUACAAUAGUGCUGGUGAAGUGGUUCAACAAGAUGCAGGUGCCUGGAUCACUCCACUGGACUAUCUUGGCAUACAGCCAUUCAGUGAUAUACCCAUGUUUAAGAAGGCUUUGCCUGCACCUCAGAACGGAGUUUAUGGAGGUUUUCCUUAUUACCUGCCGUUGAAGCAUCUCAUGCGUUAUGUGGUACUUGCUCAUUCAAUGUUCAUCUAUUGGUUUCUGGUUAUUCAUUGCAUGGCCAAUUCGCUGGAAUUUCAUCAAAUAAAUGUAUGGAAUAGAAUACAAGCUGUCAGGCUUUGCUAA
Molecule: messenger RNA, 594 nt
Organism: Pocillopora damicornis (cauliflower coral)
Lineage: Eukaryota; Metazoa; Cnidaria; Anthozoa; Scleractinia; Pocilloporidae
Product: endoplasmic reticulum metallopeptidase 1-like
Source: RefSeq, a predicted model, not a curated record